AUGAUAGCAAACUAGUUCGAGUAAUGCAAGGUGAAGAAGAUUAUGAGCAAAGAAAUAAACAUGGUCACUUCACAGCAAAACUUUUAGAAGUACCCAAAGGAGCUUCUGAAGUGCUGUUGUUAUGA
Paraglomus occultum is the source of this 125-nucleotide messenger RNA. The record is from the annotation of a GenBank genome assembly. Lineage: Eukaryota; Fungi; Glomeromycota; Glomeromycetes; Paraglomerales; Paraglomeraceae.